CUGAGGAGCGACGGAGAGCGGACGCUUGUUUACGAGAGGACAAACAUGGAAAGGAGAGGAAAAACGAAGAACUCGAGGCGGAUCGAUCCGGAAAACUCUUCGUCUUGAAAACACAGAAACAUGGAGCAUUCAAAUGCUUCGUCUCGACGCCCUUCCUCUUCCGCCAGCCUCCCCAUGCUCGACACCAGACUCGCUUCUCUCCACCAUGGACAACGACGCUCGCGCCGAUCCUCAGAGAAGGAAACCGGCCCUCUUUGCCAAACUCUCGAUCUUCACAACUCCAGGCCUCCGCCGCGAGAGCAUGCAGCUGCAGAAACGCGCAAGCGACUCGCUAAAAUGGACAGACAAAAGGUCGUUGAAAAUGUAUUGAAGAGCAUUGACCUCUCGCAACUGGAAGAUAUUCAAGAGGCCUUUUACGCUGCCGACAACCGCGUUUCUGUCGACGAAGUCGUCGAGCUUCUCUUGACUCACGUGGACGCCUGGCCUCGAGGCGACGAGACCUCUGAGCGAGGAGAAAUCGCGCAUCGCUUGUCUCGCCCCGGCGCCGCUUCGUCUCCCAGUCAAGGUGCUUCGUUGGCGGACUUCGCCUUUUCGCCUAUCGACUGUCGCGUCUCUUCGACGCAUGCGUCGCGAUGCUCCGACAGAGAAGUACGAAACUCGACACCGAGCUCGCCACACACACUCGAGCUGAGGUGUACGUAA
Messenger RNA from Toxoplasma gondii ME49, 702 nucleotides. RefSeq lists its product as hypothetical. Lineage: Eukaryota; Apicomplexa; Conoidasida; Eucoccidiorida; Sarcocystidae. The record is from RefSeq and is a predicted model, not a curated record. The transcript is spliced from 4 exons. The coding region runs from base 121 to 702 and encodes 193 amino acids.